Molecule: messenger RNA, 3106 nt
Organism: Papilio machaon (common yellow swallowtail)
Lineage: Eukaryota; Metazoa; Arthropoda; Insecta; Lepidoptera; Papilionidae
Exons: 19
Coding region: 86-3106 (1006 amino acids)
Source: RefSeq, a predicted model, not a curated record
UGGCAUCGUUUUAGGAUUGAUGCUUUAUAAAUUUCAGUAAAUUGUUUCUAUAUAUUUUAAAAAUCUUUGUGUAAAUAUAAUGUAAAUGAACAUGUCUAACGAAUUAUCAAAUAAACCAAGAAUACAAGAUAUAAUAGAAGCAGCGAGAAUGCCUAUAAAAUGUCGCAUUCCGCGCAGCGUUCGUACCGACAAGCGAGGGAUAGUACCGUUUUCAGUUAACAAAGCCAAAGUCAACAAUACAGAUGUGAAGCAGAGAUCUAUAAGUCGUAGUAGGACCGACAAGUCGCAAGUCAAUGAUGUGACACGGUCAGCUCGGCAGGAGCGGGACAAGGUGUCCUCGGCUUUGAAAAGACAACAACCAAUGAUAUCAAGACGUAUUAGCGACAAUUUAAAGAAUAAAGCUGCAUCGCCAGUUAUAAUGGUGCCAGUACAACAGCCUAAGUCGGUAAGAAUGUUGUACUCGAACAAAAACACAGGGCGUUUACCAGAUCAGGAGACCAUAAACCAAUAUGAAGAUAUGGAAGUUGAACAGAGUGAAUCCAAUGAUGUACUUGGCUACGGGGAUUUAUCGGACAGUGAUACAAGGAAAACGGAGAGUGAGUCAAACCAAGACAUUGUAUCCGAAUGGGUGAAAAGAAACGACGAGUUUCAAAAAAUGAAAAGUGAAUUGAAUCAGAAACAGAGGUCAAUAUUAGAUCUUUAUGCGUCGCUAAAUAUAAUACAUAAGAAAAUGGUAGCGGCAGGACACAGCGCAGAUGUACCGCUCGCUAAGGACCUGCAUGUCAUGAACGUUGCCAAAAUGACACCGGAACAGCUGCUCAAACUGUGCGCAGAAAGUUCUAAGAUAAAAAACAAUAUUAACGUUCUAGACGAAUUACCUUUGGAUAAUAGAAUUAUUUUGGAUAAAUUAUACAAAAUACCCGAAAAAUUAGUUGCAACAUGUGAACAAGCUUUAGAUAAUAAGAAAACGAUAAUCGAGUGGCUUGACUCAUUGAAAUCGCAGAUUAGUGUACAAAGUCUGAAGCAGAAAAUUCAAGAGUACACUAUGAAAAAUGACAUGUUGGCCGGCACUUUGAAAAAGAUUAGAAAUGAAUGUAUGACGCAAAUCCAAGAAGUGGAAUAUUACAUAAGAGAAAGAGUGAACGAUACAAUGGCACUUCAUUUGCAAACCGAAAACUUGACGUAUAAAUUGUCGGAACUAAAUUCACACAAUGCUGAUCUUCAGAAGCAAUUGAAUAAUGCAGAACAUUUAAAAUCCUACACCAAUAAAAAUAAAGCGGAAUUUGAAAAGGAGUUAAAAGAAAAACAAAAAACUUUGAAAGAUCGCCUGUCGAAAGCUGAAGGCCAAAUUAAGAUAGAGGCUGAACACGCGAGUCAAUUGGAAGCCGCUUUGAAUAAAGUUAACAUGGAGUUAGAGUCUAAGAUGGCCUUGAUAAAUCAAUUACAAGAGCAAAAUGAAAGACUGAAAAGAAACUAUGAUGAAGAAUUAAAGAAGUUGAACGAAGCAGUCAUAGAAAAUACAAUGAAUUUAGAACAGAUAGCACAAGACCGGGAAAAAAUACAAUUCGAGAAAAACGACCUUGAAAGCAAAUUGGAAGAGCUUACGAUGUACUAUAACGAAUCACUUAACAAUACAAAGUUAGAGCUUAAAGCGAACAUGAUGAAACUUAGUGAAGCUGAAACUAAGUAUAAUACUGAAAUUCAAGAACAAAUAAAACUAGCAUCGGAGUACCGUAACCAAGUGUUGGAAGCUGAGUUACAAAAUAAAUUGCUUCUACAAAAAAUAGAAGAAUUGGAGCACAGAUCAGCUAGCACAAAAGAUAUGGAUAUUGAAAUUAAUACUAUUAAGAAUGAUCUGGAGAAAGAACGAUCAGAAACUAAAAACUAUAAAAACAUAUUGUUACAACAGACUGAAUCACUUCGUGAAAUGGAGUUUAACCUCAAAUUGUCCCAAGAAGAGAACGAAAUAAUGAAUCGAAAUUUAUUAGACCAAGAAGAAUAUAUAAAGGAGCUUAAAAAUCGGGAGGAAAUGUUAAAAGCACAAUUACAAGACAGUGAAUCUAAAAUGGAAUACUAUGAGAAAGAGUUGAUUCAAUUAAAAGAUCACAUUGUACAAUUGCAAGAACAGUUUGGUGGAUUAAAAGAUAUUAAUGAAUUAUAUGACACGUUGAAGAAACAAAAAGAUGAGCUAAUUAAAGUCACUAACGAAAACAAUGAAAUGUCUGAAACCCUUAAAAAAAAAAUAGUGGAAUUAAAUGAAGCAUUAGAAACCAAUAAAGUACAAAAACAAAAGUUACAAGAAAAGGAGGAUCUCAUAAAAACCUUAAUAAAAUCGGAAGAAGAACAAUGUAAUAUUAUUAAGCAACUAAGAAACAAUUUAGAUGUCCGGAGAAAUGAAGAUUCUGAGGUUGUGAAGGAGCUCCAAAUAAAGAAAUUAGAAAUUAAUAAUCUUGCUAAUAAUUUAGAGACUAGAAAACAACAAAUAUUGCAGUUAGAGAAAAUUGUUUUAACCUUGGAAGAGAAAAUUCGCAAAUCAAACUCGUUAAGAAAAAAAGGCGAAGAGAAAAUUAAUUUGCUAGAAACAAAAAUUGGAAUUUACGAAUCACAACAAUAUAAGGAAGGAGUGGUCACAAAUUCGAAGAAUCUAAAUAAAUUUUUAAAACUUCUUGAAGAAGAAAUCGAAACCCCGAUAGAUGUUCAAGAUGUACACAACGAACAGUCUUCAGAAGGUUAUAAAAAUAGUAUUAAUUUAGAUAAAGAUCGCAACCAGGAAAAACGCACACCUAGCGUUCUUGAGCAAAACAUUUUGCUAAAAAAAUAUGCCUUAUCUGAUAAUGUAGUCAAAAAAGCCACCGUUCCUCAGAAAUGUGAUUUAUUUAAUGGUGACCAUUUAGAUCGUAAAGAAGUUCAUACUAAAAUUGAUAAUAGUCAUAAAGUAAAAACAUGCGGCUUGGAUUUAGACACGGAUGAAGAACCAAAACGAAAGGUUAUUGGUAAUCAUUUACACGAUAAAAUAUUAUCAAGAAACUUACAAGCACUAUUGUAUGGAAAGCAUUUGAACGAUAAAAAGGACAAAAUGUUUGUUUUGGCUGGUCAUAGACUUUAA